AUGGAAGACAACACUGAAGACUCACACACGGUCGGCGUUGACAAUGUCCUAGUGGCACCUAGUACCCGCGUUGCGCCGGAGAUCCUGAGGCUCGUCUUUAUAGCUGUAUAUCUCAGUAUCGACCGGGGCCACAAGGAAUUCGUUGACUGCAUCGCCUCUGUAUGUUGGCGGUGGAGGACCAUUGCACUCGAGACUUCUUCGCUAUGGACUCGGCUUGUGAUGGACAGCGGCGUCAUAUCCAAGUGUCAUCUCAAUAACUGGCUCUCCCGCUCUCGCCGUCGCAUGCUUGAUCUCCGAUUCUACUCGGUUUCACCGAAGACUCUACCAAGUGCAAUCCAAACCGCAAUGCACGUGCUCGCCCCUCACACCGACCGCUGGGGAACUAUGCGUCUCUCCCUGCGAGAUUAUUCUGAGAUGAAGGAUGCCCUAUCUGGUUGGCCAUCAAGCUUACUGGCCUUGGAGGAUUUGAGCUUGAGUGUGGCCCACUAUAUGACUUUCGGAGAGUACGAUCUGAAAGUGACUGCCCAAAGACUCCGCCGCUUGGUCCUCCUCAAUUUUCCCUGCCUUCCAUCUGGUUUUCCGUUCCACCAGCAUUUUCCAGCAUUGACGAGGGUCCAUCUGGGAGGAUUAACUUUAUAUCGAUUAUUGGGCUGGGAUCGUCCGCAGCCAUUGGCCUUACUGAAUGCCCUAGCUCCCCUGCCUCAUUUGGAACACCUCUGCAUCAUCGAUCCGGGAAUACGCAUCGCCUGGAGUGUCUAUAGCAUCCUACCACAUUCCGAUCGAGCGAUCCUAUCGGCACUGAAAAAGAUCCACUUUCAAGCUGUGCAUCUCGACUGUAUUGUUGCAUUCAUGAACACGAUGGAGGCUCCGAAACUGUCGUCCAUUUUGUGCACUGGUCCCUAUAUGUAUUGUGAUAUGUUUGACAGUGUCGGCUCUGUCGAGCGCGACCACCACCGCCACUUCCCUCAACUUCAGAGGUUCAGGGUGUGUUGCGACAACAGUUGGGUGAUGAAUGACCCACACUUGUUGGACUUUAUUGAUGACUUCAGGUUCAAAUGGGUGGACUUCAUGAAUUUUCGUGAUAAGAUCUCCAAGCUCAUCAAACUCGCUGGCGACUGGGAGGAUGGGGCGCCGAUGAAGUCUUCUCGCCUGAUUAGUGUGGAGAUACACCUUCAACACCUCUCUGUUCCUGUCGUUGAGCUCCGCCAGCUUGUUGUUGGGCGCCAUCAUUCGAAGGGCUCUAACUCUUCCCCAUCCCAGCCGGAGAUGGAGGUGGGCAGCCAACAGCCUUCCGCCCUCGAGGAACUCCGUAUCUGCACUUCUGAGCCCAUCGCAGAGACAGAUCGCGCUUGGUUCACAGGGAAACCGGAUCUGAAGCAUUUCUCGUGGUCUGAUUCUCGUGCAUGUUUAGAGGAGAGGAAGUCUGUUGACGAACGUCGACAUCUGGGUGGCCGUCUAAGGAUGACAUUCGCGCCAAAGUGA
Molecule: messenger RNA, 1482 nt
Organism: Sparassis crispa
Lineage: Eukaryota; Fungi; Basidiomycota; Agaricomycetes; Polyporales; Sparassidaceae
Exons: 1
Coding region: 1-1482 (493 amino acids)
Source: RefSeq, a predicted model, not a curated record